AAAAGAAUGCCAGCGAAACCCGAGUGCCUCACGUGCAAGCCGGGCAACCCGACCCACCACGCGUCGGCAGUCGCCGCCACGGGCUGCCAAGCCAUCUACGAGAAGGUCGACGCGUGCAUGAAGCAACACAAGGGCCGCGUCUCCGCCUGCGUCGAGGAGUGGGAAGCCUUCCGCGCGUGCCACAAGAAAGAUGGCACGAGUCCCAAGACGACAAUGUGAUGAGACGAUCAUCAUAAAUAGGAAGCGAGUAGAACUAAUAGAUGACGCCUCGAAGCACGCUAGCAAUACGAUCGAUGGCAAUGCAGACAAGCAUGACGGCUGCAACGUCGACG
Saprolegnia parasitica CBS 223.65 is the source of this 332-nucleotide messenger RNA. RefSeq lists its product as hypothetical. Lineage: Eukaryota; Oomycota; Saprolegniomycetes; Saprolegniales; Saprolegniaceae. The transcript has 3 exons. The record is from RefSeq and is a predicted model, not a curated record. Bases 7 to 219 code for a protein of 70 amino acids.